Messenger RNA from Eimeria acervulina, 685 nucleotides. RefSeq lists its product as hypothetical. The record is from RefSeq and is a predicted model, not a curated record. The transcript is spliced from 4 exons. The annotation marks the transcript as partial. NCBI's taxonomy places the organism in Eukaryota, Apicomplexa, Conoidasida, Eucoccidiorida, Eimeriidae.
GACGGGGACGAACUUGGGUUUUUACGGCACACGCUUUGGACUGCAGGGACCUGUGGGGAGCAGCCUGCUGCCGUGUCGCGCAGCAACAGCAGCAGCAGCAACAGCAGCAGCAAGCUUCAGCAGCAUGGCGAAGGGCCCCCAGGGGGCCCCUCCUUUUGCGCCACCCACACAUGGGGGGCCCUCAGCAGGCUCACCUAAGGGUGCAGUUCUGUCUUUAGCAUCACCCCUUACAAAAACAAAGCCAGGGAUGCUGCCUUCACCUAUGACUAUCGAGUUCUUGAGGCCUGUAAAGAUGCUGAGCUUCGCUGUGCAGUAUCUUUUGUCUUUCCGUUUCUACUUCAUGUUCAUGGCGCGCACGACCUUCCAGGCUGUGCGUCCUUUGCUUGCAUUUAGUGUGUUUGGUGAAGUGAUGAAAAUGGUGCUGGCGACGAUGAGCUCGGAAGUAGCUGCAGCUCCUGCUGCAGAAGCAGCUGCAGAACUAGCCGCAGCACCUGCUGCAGAAGCAGCUUUACAGCCAGCUGCAGAAGCUGCCGCAGAAGCAGCUUUAGAAGCAGCUGCAGAAGCUGCUGCAGAAGCAGCAGAAGCUUCUGCAGCAGCAGUAGCUGCUGCAGGUGUGCUGCAGCAGCGGCUUGAUGCCUCAGGGGCGGGAAGAGAUGGAGGGGGGUUCCUCGUCCGUUACGUUUGA